AGUCCAGCCCUUCUUAAAAAACCCUGGCUCCCUCCUUUAACUUCCAUCGUCCCAUUUCCUCUCAGAUCUUGAAUUCCCAAGGCCAUCGGGAUGAACCGGAGGAUAAGGAGCCCGUGUAGGAGGGCCGCGGCCAGGACGGAGGAGAGGCUGCAGCGGUUUCUGAAGCCGGGGGCGCUUGCGCGGCUGAGGGACUCGAAGAUCUGUGCCAGAUCGCCAAGAUCGCUGCAGAUCUCUGCAACACGGAUCUCGCUGCCUGUGUCUCCGGCUGCUGGUGCUGCAGCGACGCCGAUUGAGGGGUUGGAGGGCGAGCAAAUCCGAUUCUUUGCUAGUAGGAUAUGUGCACCGAGGAUUUUGCAACGGAAAAAGCUCGCUGCGGCCAAGUAUGUUUUUUUUGCACCUCCUAGUCCAGAUCCGUCGGAUUCCGUGUUGGAUGUGCUCGGUGUCGAUCUCGUUGCUGCGCAUUAAUUUCAAAGAGGAAGGGGCAGAAUCUUUUCUGUGUAUUGUGUAGUAUCAAAUUUGUGUUUUCUAAUUUGCGCCUAUGGGUGAAGUUUUCAGGAGGUGCUGUUUUUUCUUUCUUGGACGGGUUUCAUGAAAAUAGAAAAAAUACGUAGUGAAUAAAAUUGCUCAUCCGUGAUGUGGUUCUCAUUGUGUUUUACUAA
Dendrobium catenatum is the source of this 659-nucleotide messenger RNA. RefSeq lists its product as uncharacterized. The coding region runs from base 91 to 465 and encodes 124 amino acids. Lineage: Eukaryota; Viridiplantae; Streptophyta; Magnoliopsida; Asparagales; Orchidaceae. The transcript has a single exon. The record is from RefSeq and is a predicted model, not a curated record.